GUGCUACAGCGUGGAGCUCCGUAAGCUGCUAUGGCGGGCAAGCUGCUGUACCUCCCCCUCCUCCUCCGCCGCCUCCUCCACCACCACCGCCGUCGUCUACGCCCUUUGAGAGGCGACGUGUACCAGCUGGUUGGGUAGCUGCGAGUCGAGGGUCGACAGCACAAGGGGCAGGGUCUCGAUCUGCGUUGACGGGAAACCUCACGUACAACCCCUCGGGCUCCAUGACGGUGGUUGAGAAGGAGAAGCGAAUGGAGCUAGAGAAAAAGCGAGUUUUGUUGCAGUGUACGGAGAGUAUACGAAAGCUUCUGUCGAAGAUGAACGAGGCUGGCAUCACUGAGCGACAAAAGGAGAAGUAUAAGGUGAUGAUUAAGCGUAUUAAGGAGACCAUGGGCAGCCUGGAUAAGGGUCAUCAUACGAUUGUGCAUAACAAAGUUGCUUCAUCAGGUCGGCCACUGUAGCUACUGGUGCUUCCUCGACUGUGGAGCCGGCGGCGGCGGCAGCGGAUAGGAAAGUCCUCUUGCCGGCCCGAGUGAUGCAGUCACAUAACUUGCUCCCUGCUACUAGCGCUGGAAAGACCAUUAAUCAGGCGUCUCCCACUACUGCCAAGUAGUAGAAGUGCCUAUCUAUAUCAACGUCAAUAGCAAGGCGACAAGCGGCGGUUGAGGUCAUCUUGUAACAGCCUGAUACCAGCAGCAGCAGGCAGUAUGAGAUGGACCUAGACCUGGCGUUAUGUUCAUUAUAAUACCAUCAUUCCCAUUGUAUCUAUUAUUCUUCCAGACUUAAGCGACACUUACUCUGCAUUCUGACGACGAUCACUGGAGCAAUGUUGUGCAUGCGUGCAGAUUGCAAAGUUGUAUAUUUGUGUCCAUCACCACCAUCACCACCACGUACUGUCUUAUUUGCCUCACGUAGCUGGUCUGCGGCCUUAUCCUCUUCCAUCCUCUGGG
Perkinsus marinus ATCC 50983 is the source of this 947-nucleotide messenger RNA. RefSeq lists its product as hypothetical. The record is from RefSeq and is a predicted model, not a curated record. The annotation marks the transcript as partial. The transcript is spliced from 7 exons. Lineage: Eukaryota; Perkinsozoa; Perkinsida; Perkinsidae.